CCAGUUAGCGUGUAUGCCGGAGUCGUACGAGAUGUUCCAUUGAUUGAACUCAGCCGAUGUACCAAAUAGCACAGAGAGUUGUCAAACCUUACACCGUAAAACAUGGCCGCCCAGUGGAAAGCGGUGUGCGAUACAUUUUGGAGUACGAAGUUUUGGCUGCCUGACGGAUAUAUAUGGGCAGAUCUUAAAAGUAAAGACAGUGAUGUCUAUCUCCCACAAGUGGAAGAUAUUAAUGUGUCUCUUGCUGUGGGACUUUUGAUGCUCGUGGUGCGGUAUUUGUAUGAAAGUUUGGUGAUAGUUCCUUUUGCCAAAUUCCUGGGAGUCAAGGAUCGGAAAAGAUAUGUCAAACCCAACCCAGUCCUGGAGAAGGCAUACAGUAGCCACAAGGGAAAGGCUUCACCGGGAGACCUUCAGAUUUUAUCAAAGAAGACAGAAUUAAGCAUACGAGAGGUAGAAAGAUGGUUCUUCAAGAGAAGGUUAAAGGACAACCAUACGUCCAUGAAGAAGUUCAGAGAAUGCAGCUGGCACUUCCUCUUUUAUUUCUCGGCCUUUGUAUAUGGAGUGUAUAUUUUGUGGGAGAGAGACUGGUUCUGGGAGACCAAAUACUCCUACGUCGGCUGGCCAAAUCAGCAUGUUGACAAUCCGCUGUACCUGUUUUAUCUUGCUGAGUUAGGCUUUUAUUGGAGUCUGCUGUUUUCUUCUCUAACUGAUGUCAAGAGGAAGGACUUCUUGGAGAUGACAGCACACCACCUGAUAACAAUUAACCUCAUCUACUUUUCCUGGAUUCUCAACUUUGUCCGAAUUGGCGCACUCAUCAUUUUGGUUCACGAUGUGUCUGACUACUGGAUGGCUGCAGCAAAGAUGGCUAAGUACAGUAAACACCAGACUAUCUGUGAGGCGCUGUUCGCAUGUUUCAUUGUCAUCUGGAUUGUGUCUCGGAUGAUUAUCUACCCCUUCAGAGUAUUGAACUCGGUGGUGUUUGAGAUCACUGAAUAUGUGCCCCCCUUCAGUUCUCACCGGAUGUUCACGGUUCUGCUGCUUGGCCUCCUCGUGCUCCACACCAUCUGGACAUACCUCAUCCUCAAGAUAGCUCUCCAGAAGUUCACACAUGGAGCUCUGCAGAAAGAUGUUCGGAGUGACACAGAGAGUGAUGCAGAUCUGUCCGACGAGGACUCCGAGCCAGAACCAACCAAAACAGAAAUGAAUGGAACAACAAAUCUUAGAACAAGAAAUAACAACAUUAGUUACAAGGAAUGAUCACUCAUGAUGUCAGCUGUUAGUUUCAAGUAUCAUCAAUGUGUCUUCAAUCUUGUGUUUAACGUGAUCUUGCUCAAAAUAUUCUGUUUAACUUUGAAAAGUCCAUCAUGGUGGAAAAUAUCUUUGCCUCACAAGCAUCUAUACAAUGUCAAAUGAUGCAAAUCUUUACAAGGUAAAUGCUUUAAAUUUCAAACACUGAAUUGUAACAUGUUGGGUCGUUACUAUUUUGUUGAGUUAAAUAUAUCCUUUCCCACAAGUCUGUGUGGAAUGGCUUGGAACUCUAUAAUUAUCAAAAAGGAUUUAGUUGGAAUUCCAAAUGUGUGAAAUCAGAGGUGGGUAAACUUUAUUUGAAGAAAGAUUAAUAAACAUUGCUGUUCUCUAGAGUGUGCAGCAAGCAUGUCAGUCCAGAAUGAUCCAUGAGUAUAUGGUAUUGCAUGCUGCCCAUCUGGCACCAAGAUUCAAUCUGUGCUUAUAGGAAUACAACGUUUCUGCAUGAUUCCUUUAUUUCAUGAUCACUGUUUCCUUCUUUUGCUGUACAUAUAUUGUGUUACAGUUACAGGCAAUGGCCAUACAUCUGAAGGGCUACUUAUUCAUUAAUUGUAUCAGGGUCAAACUGUUCCAUCUUAUCUCUGAACCACUCAGUGGUCAGUUGAACCACAGUGGAGACCGGUCAGUGGGACACUCAGUGGUCAGUUGAACCACAGAGGAGGCUAGUCAGUGGGACACUCAGUGGUCAGUUGAACCACAGUGGAGACCGGUCAGUGGGACACUCAGUGGUCAGUUGAACCACAGAGGAGGCUAGUCAGUGGGACACUCAGUGGUCAGUUGAACCACACUGGAGACCGGUCAGUGGGACACUCAGUGGUCAGUUGAACCACACUGGAGACUGGUCAGUGGGACACUCAGUGGUCAGUUGAACCACACUGGAGACCGGUCAGUGGGACACUCAGUGGUCAGUUGAACCACACUGGAGACCGGUCAGUGGGACACUCAGUGGUCAGUUGAACCACACUGGAGACCGGUCAGUGGGACACUCAGUGGUCAGUUGAACCACACUGGAGACCGGUCAGUGGGACACUCAGUGGUCAGUUGAACCACACUGGAGACCGGUCAGUGGGACACUCAGUGGUCAGUUGAACCACACAGUGGAGACUGGUCAGUGGGACACUCAGUGGAGACUGGUCAGUGGGACACUCAGUGGAGACUGGUCAGUGGGAUACUCAGUGGUCAGUUGAACCACACAGUGGAGACUGGAGACCUUUUCGCAUUUUUUGCAUAUAAUUCACGCUCGCAUUAAUUUCAAGGUUUACAGUAUUUCACACUGAACUUAGUUACAGAGUUUGUAUACAUGAUUUGAGUGUCACUGGUUGAAUGUGAGCAGCUGGAAGCAAACAGCUGAAUCCUCACAUCAGACAAGUUGAAGACUUUGCUCAAAUGAAUGUGUCCUUAAAACUGUUCAUAUCCUACAUGUUCCUCUAUUUUACAAGAUACUGAUGUUUAGCACUUGAUUUUGUGUCAAUGUACCGCUUACUCAGCCCAGAUUAGGCCAUUAGUCUGUGUUCACUCCUUGUGGAUGUAGCUUGUAAGUAACAACACCUCGAGUCUGUGGCAGCAAGAUCUCCUUCAGUUCUUCGUGGCCUGCUUGUCGCCCUGGCACACUGAUCACAGCAUGAUGGAGUGUUCACAUCCCAUGUUUUUGUCACACUCGGUGUGAUGCUAUCAUCCAGUAACAUGUCAUCAUGUCUGUGCAGCAACACAUUUUCCAUGUUUACUUGAUAUGCAGAGAAGUGUUUAUAAUAGACAGUACAUUCAUAAGAUAAUCAUGCACAUGCUGCUUUUAAUCAUACAAAUUAUAGGACAAAGUGCAAGUCUGUCAUUCUUUUCAUUCCAUAACAUAAGCAUUUAUUCCGCCUUUUUGUGAUGCUUAAUGCAAGUGUUCAACAACUUCAUGGUGAAUGUAGGGAUGUUGUCUACUAGUACUUCAUUAACUGUAGGAGAAGCACCCAUCAACAAACAGCCUGUUGAUUUUGUGUGAAACUAUUUAUAUUAUGUUCACCUUAUAGGUAUGGAAAAUCACCAGAUGUGUAUUUAUUUAAUAUUCUUAAUUUUUGUACAAUCAUAACCAAUAUUAACUGUAUCAUGUCCAUCUUAUUUAUGCUCCUCAUUUACCGAUCAAACAACACGACAGUGACGUUCCAGCCAUCAACUAGAGGUAGUCAUCAUGUCACACCUCCUGGGUGAAGUUAACACCCGGCAUGUAUCUAUGCUCUUGACAUGGCGGCUCAUGUUGAUGCUUUUAAUAUGCAUAGAUCAUGUCUACCAGUAUUCCCUUGAUAUUUAGGCUAAUGUCUAUGCUCUUGAUAUUUAGGCUAAUGUCUAUGCUCCUGAUAUUUAGGCUAAUGGCUAUGCUCCUGAUAUCAGACUAAUUCCGAUGCUCUGAUGCCAGGCAAUUAAAGCAUUGCUUAAUGUCUGAGCAAUGCCAUCAAAACAUAUGCUGCUUAUCUGUGCCUCUGGUAAGGAAGCUGAUGACCCAGGUCAGGGUAAGGAAGCAAUGUCAGUCAUGUUUGUAGAAAGUCCCACAGAACACAGAAACAAGGUGUGUUGUGUUAGGUACUUGUUUUACUUAUCCUUGAACCCUAAUUUCACAAUUUCAUUAAAUUAGACUAUUUUGAACAAAAUGUCUUCUUCCCCCAAAUCUGCUAUAAUUUUCGUAAUGCUAACAAAGUUCUAAGUUGUAGAGAAGUAACGCUUUGACUUUCACCCAGCACACAACACCUUGAAGAGAUUAAGAACAUUCAUAAAUUUAAUAUUUUGGUUUCAACCUGACUCCUAUUUCAGAAAAUAAUUCAUGCACCAAGUGCUAGCAAGCCACAUAAAUGUGCACGUGACCAAGUAGUUUGACAUAGCCUUGAUAUUCUGUUGCUGUUUGCAUUAGGAUUUUGAGAAAUUGUUUGGAAUACCUGUGUUCAUCACUUGUUUCACCAUUUAUUUAUAUGUUUUUGCUUUUGAUAUUGUUGUAAAUCAUAAUAGUGUUUAUUGUCAGGCUACACUUCUCACUGGAUAGAACAGCCCUUUAAAUAACAGAAUAGACAUUUCGAACAUCAGUUCUCCACACAAGCAACACCUAGUAUUAGGUUAGUUCUCAGUAGAGAAGUAUUAAAUUUCUGCAUAUGUAGGAGACUUGGCAAUGCCCAGAACAAGAAAAUAGUACAAAACAUGACCUGAAAAGCACUUUGUUUUUAUUGCAAUGAAUGCUCUCUGCUAAGCUGACAAAGACUGUGCAUGCAAUAUAGAAACUGUACUGUAGCUUGGUCCUCUGAUCAUGGGGAGUAGAUGUCCUCAGUUGCGUUAUGGUUGAUAGUGGUUUGUAUGCCUUUGUUUCCUGCCAGCUACCAAUGGCUGCCAGAGUUAGUGAAGUGCCCACCAUUUGUUAUUCAUUCCACCGAGCACCACCCCCAUUAGUUGAAUCCCCCCAUCUGCUGUGCAGGAGACAAACAUUCAGACCCCUCUCACAUCAGUACUGCUUCGAGGUUUGUUUAUGGGAGGUUUAAUACUGGACUUGUAACCUGGCUUGUCACAGACACAGGGCAGAAAUAUGCACUGCUGUUUGUCAUUAAUGCAUGUCAUUAUGUCAAUAUAUUGAUGCAGCGACGUCACAGAAAGCUGCCUGUUACAUACUUGUGUUUUGUUCGUUCAUGGUUCCUUAUUUAUGAAUAAAUGCCCUUGAGCAUCUUUUUAUGUUGUUAAGGUAAGUGAUGUUUAAAGUUUGGUUGGUGAUGUGUAUGUAUUCAAAAUGUAACUUCAUUAUUAUUUUUUAGUUUUUUGGACAAAUAAGACCUACCAUUGCUUGGAUAUAUAGAACACAUCUGAGGAUCCACCAUGGACAGGGGUUCUUCAAAUAUACUGUUUUUAUUUUGAAAGAACAAUCUUGCCAUUUUCAACUCAGUUUGUAGGAUGUAAAUAAACAGUGUUGGAGGACUGCCUUUCAUCCAGUUCAAGACAAAGUUGCACCAUAUGAAGUCUUCUUGUGUUGUGAAAUUUAGGAUGUUCUGUUAUUUCACAAGUACUUGUCCUAUAUGUCUGAGAAACAAUACACUAUAAUUCUGGACAUCAAACGCCGCACUUGCAAUUUGAAAACUACUCCACCAAACUUCUAAACCACAUAUUGCUGUGUACAAGAGCCAAUGAGCUUAAUGGGUUGCAGUUGGCACACGUCAUGUUUCUUGCUGUUUAGUUUGUGUGUUAUUCUGUUGAUUGUUUAAGAAAAAGCAUAAUGUUUUAUUAUCAAUAUUGUAUGACUUAAGUGUUUGAUGUCGGAUUUUCAAGAUAUGCCACCUGAGUUACCUAACAGGGUAGGUAGAAAUCACAUCACCCGCGUCAUAUCACUGAGGAGGUAACGGUGGAGUAAGCCGACCACCAGUUUGAACCCGUGUGGUUCCUGUCACUAUCAUGGUUUGCCUGUACCAGACAUUUGCUGUAACACUUAAGUAGCUGUAGCUGGGGUUUUUGCCAAGCUGUCUUUUGUGAUCUGUAACAAUGGUGAAAUCCUUGUACUUUCUUUAUCAUUGGAUGACAGGUGAACUCUCUCACUUCCAUGUAUGGGUCACAUCAGACAAAGCUCUGCAGUGAGAGCCUAUGUUCUUACACUGAUGUAGUGGAUAGCUUCUAGCAAGUUAGUAUUAGCCUGCAACAGAGUCAUUAUUCAAGGACUGGUUUAUUUUUCAUCUUAACAGGAAGUUCCUUAAAGUGCCUGAAGAGAACUAUGGUUGUCGGACAUGAUGUGGCAUCUGCAAUUGUGUAAAAACGUAAUGUGUUGUUACUGAUGUAUACAAAAUAUGUAUGUCAUGAUUUCAAUGAAGAACUUCUAAGCACACGGAUUAUAUAUACAAUGAUAUUUUUAUCCUGUGUGAUUGCACCAAUCGUGUGUAUAUAAGUCUAAAGAUAUUUUCUCAUUGUGCUUAUAUAUACUACUCAAAAGAAGUUAAGGAUCACCUGAUUCUUUCAUAAUGUUAAAGUUAAUCUGUCAUGACAUGAGCGAUUAACUAUAGUAAUAUGAAAGAAUCAGGUGAUCCUUUACUUUUUUUGAGUAGUAUAUAACUUUCAUAAAGACGUUACAGUUUGAGAAGCAAAUCUGAAUGUAAUUGCCAGACAAUGUAAAUAUGUUUCUUGUUUUCAUUAUGAUUGUUGUAUGAAUUCCCUGGGAAGCUGGGAUUCAAAGAUAAUUAGGUUAUUCCUGGAAGAAACGUGAAAGUGUGAUGAAGCCUCCUUAUUUUUAGAACUAAACAAAGUAUUGAGUUUUGUUUUCUUGUGGGCAUUCAAAGAGAAUAGGGAACUAUUUGUAUAAGACACUUGAAAGUCCCAGGAACUUCUAUUUGUAUGUUGGAGUCUUGGGAUUCGCAGAUCCUUGGUCAUUGCAGAUUCACUGUCAUUUGUUAUCCAAUGUACAGGUCUUGUAAAGAAUAUGAAUAAGUCAUGUCACCUGUAUUAUAUACUGAUACUAACUCAGCAUCUCACGAAUUGCCAAACAUCGGGAGCAGUGAAGUGAGGAAGCUGAUGGCAGUCGGUUAUUUGUUUUGUUUAUGGACUUUUAAUCAUGAAAUGUUCUAACUGAAAGAAAAGACUAGACGACUUCUUGAUAGAAAGGUGCUACAUAUUCUGUCCCAAGAUAAGAUGUGCAGAUGUUUACUGAAGUGAUUAUGCAUUAUGUGUGAUUGUGGUUUCAGAAAUUUGAUGUUAAGUACCCAUGUGAUCUGAAGGAAUGCUAAGUGAAUGAAUGCACUCUACUGUAUUGUAUUGGUUUCAUGACUUACAACCACUGUUAACAAUCCCCUCAUCUUUGUCUCAGACCAAAUUUCAUAUUUUUCUACUCUUGAGAAAUCAAUAGACAUAUUAUGUAGAGUUAGUAUUCAAAGAAAUAGAUCAUUAAUCAGCUCAAUAGGUCCAACAUGCUAUGGAUCUAGGUUACUUAUACAAUGGAACUUUCUAUUUAACAUUGAAAAUUGUCAAUGGUAAGGGAAGCUUUGUGUGACCUGUGUUCAGACAUGUGUUACUGAGAGGGGGACACCUUGUGGACACAGAAGCAUCUCACAGGAUGUGCUCCUUGUUGGCACAAACAUUUGUGACACUCUGUCCCUCAGAGUUCGUACAAAUUGGUACCAUGUUCUGUUUCUUUAGGACUUAUAAGAUAUUCUUGGUUGUACUAAUUCACAUUUUUUUAUAUUUGGUGAUGAAAAAUAAAUUGCCUUGACAGUA
This is a messenger RNA of Haliotis rufescens (red abalone), 7509 nucleotides long. Its product is annotated as ceramide synthase 5-like. Gene Ontology annotation, cellular component: membrane. The record is from RefSeq and is a predicted model, not a curated record. The transcript has 10 exons. Bases 103 to 1257 code for a protein of 384 amino acids. Gene Ontology annotation, biological process: ceramide biosynthetic process. NCBI's taxonomy places the organism in Eukaryota, Metazoa, Mollusca, Gastropoda, Lepetellida, Haliotidae. Gene Ontology annotation, molecular function: sphingosine N-acyltransferase activity.